AUGCCGGGUGGAGCCGACCUGCCGUACUGCAAACACCUUAACGGUCAUGGCAACCGAUUGCUGCGAGACUACGUGGCGGGUGGGGGCUCGUACUUGGGCAUUUGUGCGGGCGCCUACUACGCAUGUCGCCGUGUGGAGUUCGAGGUGGGGGGCCCACUGGAGGUGGUUGGUGAUCGCGAGCUAUGUUUCUUUCCGGGCGCUGCCCGGGGCCCUGCUUACCCCGGUUUCGACUAUUUGUCGGAGAGGGGGGCCCAGGCUGCACCGAUACGCUUUCGGCAGCCACCACUGUCACCACCAGCCGCUGCACCACCCAGCCUUACAACCAGCACCAUUUCGGAGCAGUACGGCAGGUCGUCAGCGGGGCAACGAAAUGAACUCGUGUGGCCAGCAGGGACACCGGGCCACGACGGCGGUGACGGCGGUGGUGGCGGCGGUGGGGGUACAGACGUUACACCGCCGCGGCUGAGUAGACAUCAUUUGGUGUUCCAAGGAAAGUCCGCUGACGGCAUCGGUGGCGGCGGGCGGGAAGACGGUGUCAGUGGCAGCGGUGGCAACAGUGGCGCCGUCAGGGGCAUUGGCGGCGGCAGCGAGCCAUGCCGCGACGUCCCGGACAGCGGAUGUCCUGAGGGGCCGUUGACGGGCAGGGAGGGUGGCGGCUCCGAAACCACUGAAAGGCUCCGGAAGCAGGGGUUGGAUGCGGUCCCACGGCCGUGGGAGCAUCCCGACGGUGCCGGCGGCGAGUACGACAACUGGGUCUACUGCAGGGACUACUCCAACGGUGGACCCGUGUUCGUAUUGGGGACACCAGUGUUGACGACGGGUAUAGGCUCGGACGCGGACGUCCCAUCCGCCACCACCUCGACUGCUGUCAGUACGGCCUGUAGUACGGGUGAUAGACGUACGGCAUCAGCCUCCUCGCGCUGCACUGACACGCGCACCAUCGUACAAGACAACCUGGAGAUUCUGGCGGUGUACCCCGAGCUUGGCGAUGCCAUAGCGGCCGUUAGGUGUCGAGUCGGCACAGGCGUGGCGGUGUUGUGUGGGACCCACCCUGAGAUGCCGCAUGAGGCGCUCAUGGCGUCCGUACAAUUGUACGACGAACAGCAGGCGCAGCGCUUGGCGAGGCUUGGCGCGGAUCUGGCUGCCUGGGAGGUGCAGCGGCAGAAGUUUUGGGCAGCGCUGCUGCUGGCUUGCUGUACUGCAACUGCGACAGAGAUGGUAUCGACGGCUUCGACAUCAAUGGCGACGGUUGGUAAAUUGGCGGCAUCGACGGCCUUGAUGCCGGUUACAGAGACGGCGGCGCAAUCUGGCGACGCGGCCUUGGACCAGAAGGCGGAGGCGGCUUUGGUGGUCGCGGCUGCUUAG
Molecule: messenger RNA, 1365 nt
Organism: Volvox carteri f. nagariensis
Lineage: Eukaryota; Viridiplantae; Chlorophyta; Chlorophyceae; Chlamydomonadales; Volvocaceae
Exons: 5
Coding region: 1-1365 (454 amino acids)
Source: RefSeq, a predicted model, not a curated record